UGGUAUUAAUGGUAAAGUAAAGUUGAAUUGGCUAAGAGAGGCAAGAGGUGCACAUUAUGGUUCUCGUAAUUUUUUAAUAGACUCAUACGAUUGCUGUUGAUGAGGAUGUGGAAGGAAACGAUCAUGGCCUAAUUGGAGUUACUCUCCUGACAUCUGCCUGGAAGCACUGAGAAAACCCGUUGAAAAUUGCAGUCUGCAGAAGCAGUGUCAUUUGAGCAAACAUCUCAUCUGGGUGUAAUUCCAAGUAAUCCCAUAGAGAAUUAAUGCCUUUGACUCAUUAUUUGGUUAUCCUGUUGCUGUCUGGAUAUUUGGAAAGAUGGCAAAUGUUUUGGUGAUUGGUAAUGGUGGAAGAGAACAUGCAAUUUCUUGGAAACUGGCUCAGUCAGAAGAGGUCAAGCAAAUCUAUGUGUGUCCUGGAAAUGCUGGAAUAUCUCAAGUUAACAAAGUGACAUGUGUGACACUGAAUGUCAAGGACUAUGAGGCUGUUGCUUCAUGGAGUAAAGAAAACAAUAUAAGUCUUGUAGUGGUGGGACCAGAAGAUCCCCUAGCAGGUGGCAUCGCAGACGUGUUGCGUGCACAUGGAGUGGAUUGUUUUGGCCCAAGCAGAGCGGCUGCUCGUAUUGAAGCUGACAAACACUGGGCCAAGAGUUUUAUGGACAGACAUGACAUUCCUACAGCAAGAUGGGGUGCUUUCACAUCGGCUGAUGAAGCUAAGGCAUUUAUUGCAAGCGCCAGUUUCCCGGCAUUAGUCGUGAAAGCAAGUGGACUCGCAGCAGGGAAGGGAGUUGUGGUAGCAUCUUCACAGUCGGAAGCAUGCAACGCACUGGACAGCAUUCUGACAGAUCACAAAUUUGGAGCUGCGGGGAACACUGUCGUCGUAGAGGAACUGCUGGAAGGAGAGGAAGUGUCGGUUCUCGCAUUUGUGGACGGAUCAAAUAUAAGUGUCAUGCUUCCGUCACAAGAUCACAAACGUCACAUGGAUGGUGAUACUGGGGCAAACACAGGGGGUAUGGGUGCGUACUGCCCCUGUCCUCUGAUUACAGAGUCUGAUUUAGCCGCAGUUACAGACACAAUCCUCCAGAAAGCAGUAAAUGGCCUGAAGAUGGAGAAAUCUCCAUUCAUAGGAGUUCUCUACGCUGGUCUCAUGUUAACAAAGGAUGGCCCCAAAGUCCUGGAAUUCAACUGCAGAUUUGGAGAUCCCGAGACUGAGGUCGUACUGGCCUUGCUGGAGUCAAACUUAUACAGAAUCAUGUUGGCAUGCUGUAAAGGUGAACUUGACAACGAAGUGCUCCGGUGGCGACAAGGUGCCUAUGCUGUUGGUGUGGUGAUAGCGAGCAGGGGCUAUCCUGAGUCAUCAUCUAAAGGCAAUGUCAUAACAGGUCAUGAGGUGAUUUCAAGAUGGCCUGAACAUCUGGUGUUCCACAGCGGGACAAGUGUAUUGGCCAAUGGAGAUCUGGUUACAAAUGGUGGGAGAGUACUGGUUGUUGUUACCAUAGCAAGCGAGUUGAUGUUAGCGGCUGCAAAGGCAACCAAAGCUUGUGGAAAAAUUGUUUUUGAUGGGGCCCAGUACAGGACAGACAUAGCUCAUAAAGGAAUUGUCAGAUCAUUGCUUCAGGAAGGCCGGUUGUCCUACAAGGCCAGUGGUGUGGAUAUUGAAGCAGGAGGCACUCUGGUUAGUAGAAUUAAACGUACAGUAGAGCUGACAAACCGUAAUGGAGUCCUCAGUUCAAUUGGUGGCUUUGGAGGUGUGUUUGACACGAAGGCUGCUGGCUACAAGGACCCUCUCCUCGUUUCGGGCACCGACGGGGUUGGCACGAAACUCAAGAUUGCUCAGGCCUGUGGACUGCACUCUACAGUGGGCAUUGAUUUGGUGGCUAUGUGUGUCAAUGACAUCUUGGCCCACGGAGCAGAGCCACUGUUCUUCCUCGACUACUUGGCGUGUGGGAUCCUGAAUGUGGAUGUUGCCAGCCAGGUGGUGGCUGGAGUGGUUGAAGGUUGCCAGGAGGCAGGCUGUGCUCUGAUUGGUGGAGAGACAGCCGAGAUGCCUGGGAUGUAUGCUGUGGGCGACUAUGACUUGGCAGGUUUUGCUGUGGGUGCUGUUGAGAGAUCUAGGCUCCUUCCCAACACAGAGAAGAUUCAAGCGGGAGAUGUUGUCAUUGCACUGACGUCUAGCGGUGUUCAUAGCAAUGGCUUUAGUCUCAUUCGCAAGAUUGUGGAGAAAUAUGGUGCUCAGUAUUCUGAUCCAGCCCCUUUCAGCGAAUCUGGAAAAUCUUUAGGUGAAGAACUUCUGACCCCAACAAAGAUAUAUGUAAGAAGCUUGUUGGCAGCACUGCAGAGUGGGAAAGUGAAAGCAAUGGCACACAUCACAGGUGGUGGGCUCACAGAAAACAUUCCCCGAAUCCUACCGGAAGGAUACAAGGUUCAAAUUGAUGCCACAAAAUGGCCCAUACCAUCAGUGUUUGGAUGGUUGGCAGCAGCAGGUGGCAUAAGUGCAUCUGAACUGCUUCGAACAUUCAACUGUGGCAUUGGAGCUGCCAUUAUUGUGAGUGCCUUGGAUGUAGAACAUGUACUUAAGUUAAUUACAUGUGAAGUACCAUAUACUGUCGGAACUGUGGAAGCACGGAGUGAAGGCACAAGUCAGGUUGAAGUUAUGAACUUUGUCUCGGCCAUGGAGGCACUAAUGAGACCAUAUGUGAACUUGGUCAUGAAGGCGCACACCCAGAAUAGAAAGCGAGUUGGUGUGCUUAUUUCUGGCACUGGUACAAAUCUGCAGUCUCUCAUUGAUGCUACGUUGGAUCCAAGCAGGGGAACAGGUGCAGAGAUUGUGCUAGUGAUUUCCAAUAGGCCUAAAGUAUUGGGACUCACAAGGGCACAGAAGGCAAACAUUCCAACAAAGGUUAUACCCCAUACAGCAUAUAAAUCACGGCUUGAAUUUGAUAUGGCCAUGCAUUCUGAAUUGAUGGCAGCGGGCAUAGAAAUAGUGUGUUUGGCUGGUUUCAUGAGGAUUUUGACUGGUGAUUUUGUGAGGUUGUGGCGAGGUCGUCUUAUUAACAUCCAUCCAGCUCUGCUGCCUUUGUUCAAAGGCACUCACGCUCACCGACAAGCACUGGAAGCUGGCGUCAGAAUUACUGGCUGUACAGCACAUUUUGUAGAGGAGGAUAUUGAUUCUGGGGCCAUCCUGGUACAGGAAUCAGUACAAAUUGAGUUGGGAGAUACUGAGGAAACUCUUGAGGAACGUGUUAAACAAGCUGAACACAAGGUGUUUCCUAAAGCUCUUAAACUGGUAGCCACAGGAAAAGUUUACCUUAACGAGACUGGAAAACUGGUGUGGAGACAGUGAAUCUCAGGAUGCAGUUCACGAUUCGACGCUAUUGCGGGUAUGAUGAUCAUUGAGGUUUCAAGCAAAAUUGUAAUGUUAUAUUCUGAAAUGCAGCCACUGCAUUAUGGCAUAUAUUUUAAGGUACUCAGUACUGUGGUAUUAGGAGCACAGUGAUAUCAGGACCAUCAGCAUAACUAGUUUGCCUUACGCUUAGGCCAUGCCCAAGGCUGUGUAUUCUUAACAGAAUUAUUUGCUCUUCAAAUUAGAACAUUCUGCAGUAGUUGAGAUGCCUAAAGAUUUCUGGUAUCCUGUUUAUCUGCCCGUUACUUAAUUACUGUAAAAGUAAUUUGAAGAAAACCUGUAACUAAGAUUUGACAUUCUGAUGCCUCAAGCAUAUCUGCAUAAUGUAUAAAAAUUUGGUUCGUACCUCACAGGGAACAUACUCCGUCUCCAUAGCAACGCCCAACCGGUUAAUGCU
Messenger RNA from Cryptotermes secundus, 3797 nucleotides. RefSeq names its product trifunctional purine biosynthetic protein adenosine-3 (gene Gart). Bases 317 to 3340 code for a protein of 1007 amino acids. The transcript has 19 exons. Gene Ontology annotation, molecular function: phosphoribosylglycinamide formyltransferase activity; phosphoribosylformylglycinamidine cyclo-ligase activity; ATP binding. Gene Ontology annotation, cellular component: cytosol. NCBI's taxonomy places the organism in Eukaryota, Metazoa, Arthropoda, Insecta, Blattodea, Kalotermitidae. The record is from RefSeq and is a predicted model, not a curated record. Gene Ontology annotation, biological process: 'de novo' IMP biosynthetic process; adenine biosynthetic process.